Eubalaena glacialis (North Atlantic right whale) is the source of this 917-nucleotide messenger RNA. RefSeq names its product interleukin 17C (gene IL17C). The record is from RefSeq and is a predicted model, not a curated record. Bases 57 to 656 code for a protein of 199 amino acids. Gene Ontology annotation, molecular function: cytokine activity. Gene Ontology annotation, biological process: inflammatory response. NCBI's taxonomy places the organism in Eukaryota, Metazoa, Chordata, Mammalia, Artiodactyla, Balaenidae. Gene Ontology annotation, cellular component: extracellular region. The transcript has 3 exons.
UCUGCUGGGACCUCCAGGUGCACCGCUGCGGAGCCCGGAACCCAGCCCCCGCCGCGAUGCUCUCCCCUGUCCUCCUGCUCCUGCUCUGGCUGCCCACCAGCCUGGCUCACCACAGCCCCCCACUCCGGGCGGGGCCCCGCACCCACACGCCCGGGACCCGGCGCUGCUACUCGGCGGAGGAGCUGCCCCUGGGCCACGCCCCUCCCCACCUGCUGGCGCGAGCGGCCAGGUGGACGCAGGCGUUGCCGGUGGCGCUGGUGCCCAGCCUGGAGGCGGCGGGCCGCAGGAGCCGGCACGCGGGUCCCCCGGCUGGGAGCCAGUGCCCCAUGCUGCAGCCUGAGGAGGUGCUGGAAGCUGGCGUCCACCGGCGCUCCAUCUCGCCCUGGAGAUACCGCGUGGACACGGACGAGAGCCGCUACCCCCAGAAGCUGGCCUUCGCCGAGUGCCUGUGCAGGGGCUGCAUCAGCGCCAAGACCGGCCGCGAGACGGCUGCGCUCAACUCGGUGCCGCUGGCCCAGAGCCUCCUGGUGCUGCGCCGUCGGCCCUGCUCCCGGGACGCGGCGGGGGCGCCCACGCCCGGGGCCUUCGCCUUCCACACCGAGUUCAUCCGCGUGCCCGUGGGCUGCACCUGUGUCCUGCCCAGGUCGGCCCGGUGAUCACCGGCUCGGCUCCUGGACUGGCCUCAGGGACGCCCCUCCUAUUUAUGUGUAUUUAUCGGUUAUUUAUGUGCCCCCCUGGGGCCCUGGGCAGGUACCGAGGCUCCAGGCCUCUGCUUUGAGACCUGGCCUGGGAAGGGCCCAGUCCCCGGUGCCUGGGGGAUGACCCUGUGCUGGGCAGCCCCCAGCUCGAGAUGCAGUUUAUCCUUUGACAAAAACAGCUGGGCUAGAAGGAACAUUCUCACUCUUCUAGAACUUGCU